Messenger RNA from Epinephelus lanceolatus (giant grouper), 3990 nucleotides. RefSeq names its product cramped chromatin regulator 1 (gene cramp1). NCBI's taxonomy places the organism in Eukaryota, Metazoa, Chordata, Actinopteri, Perciformes, Serranidae. Gene Ontology annotation, cellular component: nucleus. Gene Ontology annotation, biological process: pattern specification process. The record is from RefSeq and is a predicted model, not a curated record. Gene Ontology annotation, molecular function: chromatin binding.
AGCAGGAGCAAGGAGAGGGCAGAAAGCGGAGAGAUCGGUCUCGGUUUUAUUAUGCUCAAUUUGAUCAGUAUUUGUCAAUAUAACCGGUUGGACUCAUGGUGAAGAGAAAGAAGACGUCGCCUACUAGCGAAGAGCACGAAAAUGGCAUGACACUGGGCUCCAGGGAGGGGAUCGGUGUCGAUGGGAGGAGGAAUCCGUCCAGAAAGCCCGAAGGUUGCGACGAGGAGGAAAGCGGAGAGCAGGCGAGCGAGGAGCGCAGUACAAAGGGAGACGACGGAGUGGAAAUUCUUAAUCCAUCAACCACGGGUCUCAGCCCCGGUUCAGCUCCGGUUCUCCCCGCCUCUCCGCCGAACCGAGCCGGGCUUGGCUCAACCCAGCAUUCCCAGACCUUAACUGAGUCCGCCCCUCCGUGUCACGACCAGCAUCAUUUUCUCCGAUCAAGCGUUCGACCUCCGAGUAAACGGAUCCGGAAGGAUUCAAUCGGCUCGACCAUCAAUGGACAUGGCGGGGCAAAAUCGAAAGGGGCAGAGAAUGGCUCUUCCUCCCAGGGGACAGUGGGACAGUCAGGGCCUGUGGCCGGCUCCACGGGGGGUGUGUCGAAGGCCUCCAAGGGCCAAGGGUCUUCUGAGAAGGAGGAGCAAGCUGGUAACCAGAAGAGAGCCCGUCGGCAGUGGGAGUCGUGGAGCACAGAGGACAAAAACAGCUUUUUUGAGGGGCUCUACGAGCACGGGAAGGAUUUUGAGGCUAUCCAGAACAACAUUGCAAUGAAGUACAAGAAAAGGGGCAAGCCAGCCAACAUGGUGAAGAACAAGGAGCAGGUUCGCCACUUUUACUACCGGACCUGGCACAAGAUCUCCAAACACAUUGACUUUGCCAAUGUGUACUCCAGAGUGCUCAAGAAAUCCUCUCAAGAGCUGUACGGCCUCAUUUGCUAUGCUGAGCUCCGCAAAAAAGUUGGAGGAUUAAUGGAUGAUAAGAACGUGACAAAGCUGAACGAACUAAUCCAGCAAGGGGCCACCACUGUGCGCUCUAAAGGGAGGAACUUGCGUAUCAAAGCACCCAUGUGCCGAGCACUGAAGAAACUCUGUGACCCAGAUGGAGUGAGUGACGAGGAGGACCAGAAGCCGGUGCGUCUACCCCUGAAGGUGGCAGUGGAGCUUCAACCACGCAGUAAUCACUCCUGGGCCCGUGUUCAGAGUCUAGCCCACAACCCUCGUCUCAGGAUGGUGGUGGAGCUUCACAGGAAAGUCUCAAGCCUCAUUGAGUAUCUGAAACAGAAGUGGGCGUACCAUGACCAGCGGAUUCUUAAGAGCCUCAGGGAGAGGGAGGCUCUGGAGGGUGGCCAGUCCGGCACAGCCUCUCCCAGCAAAUCCCAGCAGGAGGAGCUCUUUCUUUACCCAGCUGAGAGCAGCACUUUGACUACACUGCCUGGUGUGGCACGUGUCGUUCACUCCAAGGCCUCCUGCACCGUACACUGGCUAGAGAGUGGCAAGAACCGGCCUAAUGCCAAGGAAUUGCCAGCUGCUCAGAUUCUGGGUAUUCACACGGCUCCACCGCUUCGGACUGGUACUAAAUCUGGACGAGGAGGCGCCGCCACUGCUGCUGCUGUUGGUGGUCCCUCAGUGACUGUAUUGGGUGACAGUCGACGACCUGAACCCCUUAACCCUGAUCCUUCACAAGACUGUUCUACAAAGGCAGAGGAGAGGAGACCUCAGUGGGUUUCUACCCCUGCUUCUUCUACGCAGACUUUGGCUCCUAGGGAAGAGGGAACUGGGGUCGGACCCUCUGAAGGGGGAAAGACCUGCACUGGUGUGGAGGCCAAUAUUGGUUUACCAGUGGAGAAACUGUGUAGCGGUACAGAUAGCUCAUCAGAGCCGUGCAAAGACGAACAGAACGUCAGCACUUCUUCCCCAGAGGCCAACCAGACUCCCCCAGCCAGACCUCCGUUGACUGGCUCAGAGGAGGGAAUAUCGCAAGGCUCUGCACCGGCAGCCAGAGAACGGCCUGUUGAGCAGAUCAGAGGGGAGGGCUGGAGCGCCCGUGACGCAGAGAACGUCACCCUGGCUGAACUCUACUUGAUGUUUGGGAAGCCUGGCAAGCUGCAGCUGGAGUACGAGUGGCAGCCGAUUGCAGGUCCUUACAGCAAUGAAGAAAAUGGACAAGCCAUGGCACAGCUCAAGCCCAACAGGACACACCGGGUUCUGCGCUGCCUGCUCAAGCUGGUUUCCACUGAGGUCAAUCCUAAACCUUUGGCUCCAGAGCUGUGCUCUACAGCCACAUCACCACUCAAGAACCAUCCAGAGGAGCAAAACCAGGCCCUCACACCUCCAGGGAAGGUUCCCAUACCAGGUGUUCGCAGCCCCAGCUGUGGCCGGCAGCAGGCCUCCAUCCGAGGGGCCCGGUUACACCUGCCAAAUGCUGGAGUCUCAGGUGGACGCAACCUCCCCCGCUCUUUACUGGGGUCAACGGUGGGCAGCGACACAGAAAGCGGUGUGUUUGCAGUUCCCACCACACUGCCUCCCAACAGCACGCGGCACAACAGAAUGUUUUCCCCCAACAAGGAGGCUGAGCUAGCCCUCAAACAGCAGCUUGACUCCAUCAGUAUGCAGUCAGAUCUUUUCCUUUCAAGACAGAGAAAACCUCGAAACAGACAACUUCGGAAACCACUUGUAGUUCAGCGAACACUCCUACCCCGAACUACAGGAGAUACUCCUCAGCAUGUCUGCUCCUUCUCCAUCCUCUCCAACUCCUCUGCAACAGGAACUGGAUCUUUCCGGCCAAUCCACGCUCGCCUAGCUCCUUCCUCCCGCCCCCUCCUGUCCAAAACAUCCCCGGCAGCGUCCAGCUCUGCAGCGUCCAGCCAGCUCUCCAGUGCCAUUGACCUGGCAGCUAAGUCUGCAGGUAUCAUCCCUGGCAGUCCCCGUCAGGAGCCGAACUCCCCCCCUGUUGAUGACAGCACCCUGCUCGCGAACACACCCAUCGUUGAUGUUGAGCCAGACGCUCAACUCCUCCAGCACAAUGUCCCAGAGAAUGGUCAGCCUCCACCGUCUCCUGGAGUGACAGGUGGUGGGGACUCCCUCCUCUCUCCACCCAGCGUAGCCUCGCUUCUGGACAUCUCGCUCCCAGGCCCCCCUGAAGAGGCUCUGGCCCCUGGAGAUCCUCAGACACACAUCAGUGACUCCAUCAUCGAGCUCGCCAUCAACUCUGCCCACUAUGGCGAGGAGGCAGCUCUCUCUCCAGCCAAGUUGAGCAACAACGACGGCUCCAAACUGUUGGCCUCGUCUCCCUCGGUCAGCCCGUCCAGAGGAUGGAUCCCAUCACCCAGCCACGACCCCCAGUGGUACCCCAGCGACUCAUCUGACUCCACACUGGGAUGCCUCCUCUCCAGCAUGGUCUCUCCUGAUAAGGGCAAGCGGACCACCCUAACCCCCUCUGGCCCCUCCAGUGGCACGGCCUUGCUUGGUCCUAGCCUUCUGGACUGCAACUCCCAUGACUCCUUUCAGUCCCGUGGCCUUCCUGAUGUGGCAGAAAUGGACUCUCAGCUUGCUUGUAUGAUGAGUGAGAGCAGCGUCGACUACAUCGCUCGCUUCAAUGACCUGGCUCAGGAGCUGGCUGUGACCGAGCCCUCCAUCCCACCGCCAUGAGGAAGAGAGGACCUGGCUUCUAUGACCUACAGCCAUCUGGAGGACAUGAGUUUACGCUGUCUAGACUGUCGCAACGCUGUCCCCUCUACUUUGAUGAGAGGACGGCUGUGGAGAAAGACCGAACCCCCCUCCCUUAAAGCCAUCCCUGCCCUGUUUGUAAAAGUGCAAUAAUAACAGUGACCAUUGUUCAACGCGAGUUCGGAACUUGUUGGUUUCACUGAACUGUUCUUUUAAGUUGAAAUGCCCUUUAAAAACAAACACUUUAGAAAAACAAAUGCGUUUACAAAACACAACCUCAUGUACAGGAAAAUACUAUGCCAUAUCUGAACAAAAUAUUUUCACUGAU